AUGAUGACCUUAUGUUUCGUAUCACUCCUUUGUUACACUAUCUUAUUCAAGAAAAAAGAGAGAUCACGCACUGGCUGUGUUCUCCCUCCGAGCCCUCCUUCUCUUCCGAUCAUCGGUCAUCUUCACCUUCUCCUUUCCUCUCUUACGCACAAGUCUCUUCAUAACAUAUCCUCUAAGUUUGGACCUUUUCUCUAUCUCCGCGUCGUCAAUUUGCCUAUAGUCCUUGUAUCUUCUGCGUCAGUAGCUUACGAGAUCUACAAGACGCAAGACGUGAACGUCUCAUCUCGCGUCGCUACUUCCCUUGGAGACUCUCUCUUUUUAGGAUCUUCUGGUUUCAUCACGGCUCCUUAUGGAGAUUACUGGAAGUUCAUGAAAAAGAUGGUUGCCACAAAGCUUCUCCGACCGCAGGCCAUUGAGCAGUCACGAGGCGGCCGUGCAGAGGAGCUACAGGGGUUUUAUGGGAACCUGUUAGACAAGGCGAUGAAGAAGGAGAGCAUUGAGAUCAGUAAAGAAGCGAUGAAGUUUACUAACAAUAUCAUAUGCAGGAUGAGCAUGGGGAGGAGUUGUUCAGAUGAGAACGGUGAGGGAGAGAUAGUCAGAGAGUUGCUUGUCAAGUCAACUGCCUUAACAAAGAAGAUCUUUUUCGCAAACAUGUUUCCAAGAAUCCCACUGUUCAAAAAGGAGAUAAUGGGAGUUUCUAACCAAUUCGACGAGUUGCUGGAGAGGCUUCUUGUGGAACAUGAAGAGAGAGUUGAGGAGUAUGAAAAUAAGGACAUGAUGGAUUUGUUGUUGGAAGCUUUUCGGGACGAACACGCGGAGUAUAAGAUCAGUAGGAAACAGAUCAAGUCUUUGUUCGUGGAGAUUUUCCUUGGAGGCACUGACACCUCGGCGCAAACAGUACAGUGGAUAAUGGCUGAACUCAUUAACAAGCCUAGCAUUAUUGAGAAAAUUAGAGAAGAAAUCGAUUCCGUUGUAGGGAAAACAAGAUUGAUUAAAGAAACNCAUGUUUCCAAGAAUCCCACUGUUCAAAAAGGAGAU
This is a messenger RNA of Camelina sativa (false flax), 1038 nucleotides long. The record is from RefSeq and is a predicted model, not a curated record. NCBI's taxonomy places the organism in Eukaryota, Viridiplantae, Streptophyta, Magnoliopsida, Brassicales, Brassicaceae.